AGGAUUCUGCGAGUGACAUAACUACAGAACCAGGCAGCUAUCUCGCUAACAUAAAGCUAGUGUGGUAUCUUCACUUUAACGUUAGCGAUAGCAUGCUUCCCUGCUAAACUUUCUAAGCUAUCAUAGUGAGCCAACAAAGUAGAGUUAUUGUCGCUAGCUAGCUCCCUGCCGGUCCUAGCUUAGUUAGCUUGCUACAUUUCUCGUAGAUGAUCAAACAGUAACGUGAACCUACACAUACGCGGCCUGGUUGACUUAUAUUUAGGUACAGCCAUUACCAAUAUAAACAAUGCAAUAGACGUCAGCGGUUAACAAAAGCGUUGCUUUGUAACUUGGAUCAGCUCGCUAUGCUAAUAACGUUACGCUGAAGCUAUGCUGUUAGCUAGGUAGAAAGAUAACGUAGCUAGCAGUAAUUCAAACGAGCUAGAGCUAACUGUGACCAUAGUCUGGCUGCUUGCUAGCUAAACGACAGACAGGUUAUGUAACUUCAGGUAUAAAGGCAGUAGCAGUGACGUUGACGGUGAAAGACCAGCAUUCGUGUUGCGUUGGACAGGUUGGUAAUGUCGCGGCCAAGGAGUGUGCAUGUGCAUCAGCGGGGUUACCGGUAAUGUUCCAGGUGUCGAAUGCCAGCAUCUCCGUUACAUCGAACUGAUUUAAGGGACACUCAACAGAAUGGGAAAGCUCAGCAUAUCCUGCCUUUUCCCUGCCUCCUGGCACUUCAGCAUAUCACCAGCCGUUCUCCCUCGGAUCCUUUUUCCUUCAUUCAGACAGCUGAUCUUUCUGGGUUUGCUGGCUGGGCUUCUGGGUCUCCUUUACCUGCUGCUGGUCACAGGAAAGGGCCAGUACAGCUGGAUAAGGGAGGACAAACAUAUUCACAGACAUUUGGCCAGAGUGACUGAUUUGGAGGUCACAGACACCAGUAACCCCGACCUUAACUAUGGGCUAGUGGUUGACUGUGGGAGCAGUGGCUCCCGAGUGUUUGUUUACUGCUGGCCGCGGCACAACGGCAACCCACACGACCUGUUGGACAUCCGUCAGAUGAGAGACCAGCACCGGAAGCCAGUGGUCAUGAAGAUUAAACCAGGUAUCUCAGAGCUUGCUACCACACCAGAAAAGGCCAGCGACUACAUCCACCCGUUGCUAAGCUUCGCUGCAGAGCACAUCCCCAAGUUUAAGCAUCAGGAAACCCCUCUGUACAUCCUCUGCACUGCGGGAAUGAGAGUGCUGCCUGAGAGUCAACAGGAGGCGCUCCUGGAGGAUCUGCGGACUGACAUCCCUGUGCAUUUCAACUUUCUGUUCUCCGACUCCCAUGUGGAGGUCAUCUCCGGGAAACAGGAGGGUGUGUAUGCCUGGAUUGGGAUUAAUUUUGUCCUCGGAAGAUUCAAUCAUGCAGAGGAUGAAGGUGAGGCAGUGGUGGAGGUGCAGGUCCCAGGGGGUGACCAGCAGGAGGCGCUGGUACGCAAGCGCACAGCCGGUGUGUUGGACAUGGGUGGCGUUUCCACGCAGAUCGCGUUCGAAGUGCCCAAAAGUGUAAGCUUUUCUUCUCCACAGCAGGAGGAAAUGGCUAAGAACCUGCUGGCAGAGUUUAACCUGGGCUGUGAUGCCCACCGCACAGAGCACGUAUACCGCGUCUAUGUCUCCACUUUCCUGGGCUACGGUGGCAACGCAGCCCGCCAGAGGUAUGAGGAGAGCCUGGUCAGCAAGACUGUUCUUCAGAACAAGCUUUUGGACCAGCAUGGGGGGGAGUCGGCAGACACUCCCGUUCUGGACCCGUGUCUUCCCACCGAGUUGCAGGAUGAAGUGGGUCCUGCGGGACAGAGGGUCCACAUCCGCGGAACCGGUGACUUUGACUCCUGCCGGCUGCUCCUGCAGCCGUUCCUCAACCACACCAACGAGACUCACACCUCCCUCAACGGCGUCUACCAGCCAGCCAUCGACUUCCGCAACAGUCAGUUCUAUGGCUUCUCCGAGUACUACUACUGUACGGAAGAUGUGCUACGCAUGGGUGGUGACUACAACUCCACAAAGUACACCAGUGCAGCAAAGAACUACUGCGCCACCCAGUGGAGGACCCUGAAGGAGCGAUUUGACCGGGGUCUGUAUGCCUCUCAUGCUGACUUGCAUAGACUCAAGUACCAGUGUUUCAAAUCAGCGUGGAUGUAUGAGGUUUUCCACUCGGGCUUCGCCUUCCCCACCAAUUAUGACAACCUGAAGACCGCGCUGCUGGUCUACGAUAAAGAGGUUCAGUGGACGCUGGGAGCCAUCCUCUACAGAACGCGUUUCCUGCCUCUGAGGGACAUACAGCAGGAGAGCCUGAAGGGGGUGCACUCUCACUGGCGCCACAGUUUCCCUUACAUAAACACGCACUACCUGUUCCUGGCGUGCUUCUUCGUGGUGCUGCUCUCCAUCCUGCUGUACCUGCUCCGGUUGAGGCGCAUCCACCGCCGGGCUGCCGCCCUCCACCGCGGAACCUCCUCCUCCUCCGUGCAGUGGCUGGAGGAAGGCUUGGGCUCCACUGACGUUCCCAUCACACUAUAGGGUAGAAGCCUGCCUGUCUUGGGUCGGCCUUGCCCUGCUCCUGUCCUCCGGCUAGGGGCUUAUUGGCCAGUACACACACAUGAAAGUCACAUGAAGCUGGCGAUAAUCACGCUGACUUCACUUGAGACUGGAUUAGACUGCUUGAAACUGAGAGCUCAGCCUCGGGUGGAGCUUCUGUGCUGCUGCGACCCAUCAUUCGAAGACUGUUCACUGAACUGAUCAGAGAGGACAUUUUAUGUGCUGUGAGCAGCGUUUCAGUCUAGCUUUUGAAAGGAUCAUGUGUUUCUGUGUUAAUUUAUUUUCUUUUGAUAUCUUUGUUUUUCUUUUUUUUUAAUGACCAUUGUUCACAUUGCUAGUCUUGAAAGUGCACCUACCAGAGAUUUGAUCCCUCACUCCAUGAAACUCCAUGAAACUCCUUCAUGAUCUAGAUGGAGUUGGAGCCUUCAUGCCCUCCUCGUCUGUCUGUCUGCUUUGACGGUCUUCACUGUCAUCCAAGUUAUCUCCAUCACACUUGACUUAAUAUAUGUUUCCAGUGGCACAUUCCUUAGCCAGAUACUUAAUCAUGUCCUGAAAUGCCAGCUGCAUGUUUGGUGAGACCUGGUUUUGAAGUCCUUUGAAGGUCUACGGCUGUUACCAUGGGGAGACCAUGAGAAAAUGUAUCUAGCCUCUCGGCAGUUGUUGUUGAAAAAGACACCAACGGCACCCUCAGCUUGGCAGAAUGUGUAAUAGGACUGUGGUACCCCUCAAUAGAUGGUACUUUUUUGAAAAUGCUUGUGAUUUACGGUUGGUAAAUAUUUCAGACGCUAGGUUAUAAGAUUUCUGCACUGUCAAGACUGUACCGGUGAUUCUGUAUACAGUAGUGGGUAGAAUCCAGUGCAGAUUAGUUCAAAGUAUAGAUCCAAGGCAUAAACCAAUGACCAAUGUUUUAUGUCUGUGUGUGUGUGUGUGUGUGUGUGUGUGCGUGUGUAAGGGAAGGAUGAAUUAUUUGGCCGUGGUGUUUUUGUUCUACAUAGCACCACAACUCCCAUGGUUUUCUGAGACUAUUCCCAGGCUUCUAGUUUAAAUACAACACACUUUUAGGGACCACCUUGCAUCUUGACUUUUACAUUUAUCAAAAUUAGCUUCAUCAAAGCUCCUUCAAAUGGCUUGUGUCAAACCGAAUUAGAUGCUGUCAAUAUUAGCACCGCAUGCUAUAAUGUAUGUCUUAACAUUGUUAUGACAUGCAGUGGCUUAGAGUUUCAGUAGAUUGUGCAUCCACGCUUCUUGUACUUCAUGCUUCUUGUACUUCAUUGUUUGGUUUGCUAAAACAGUUUAAUAGGGUUGGCAACAGCUCAGUACUUUAUCUGAAUAACAAAAAUGUGCAAUAUUUUUUUUCCCCCAAAAUGUCUUAUCACAUGUUGAAGUGUGACCUAGCUGGAAUCCCAGUUCAAGUCCUGUGUUUUUCGAGGAGUGAAAGUCCAGUCUGCUGAAAACGGUCCACAGGUCUUUGGGUCUAUGUGGAUCUGUCACUCUGAAUCCUCUGUGGGUGCGUGUGUGUUUGUGUGAAUGUGUUUUUAUUCACUCUGGGCUUCUUUUUGUGAAGCUGUUGUCACUGCUGUAUGAAAAAUGUUUGUGAAACCACAGACACCAUAUUUAUAAAUGAUGUUCAGGAAAGAAUUCUGUUUGCACGGAAAUGUUCAACAACCUUGUCUGAUAUUAAAACCAAUAUUGAAGUA
This is a messenger RNA of Clupea harengus (Atlantic herring), 4250 nucleotides long. It is a transcript of the gene entpd4, whose product is annotated as ectonucleoside triphosphate diphosphohydrolase 4. NCBI's taxonomy places the organism in Eukaryota, Metazoa, Chordata, Actinopteri, Clupeiformes, Clupeidae. Gene Ontology annotation, biological process: UDP catabolic process; CTP metabolic process. Gene Ontology annotation, molecular function: GDP phosphatase activity; UDP phosphatase activity; ribonucleoside triphosphate phosphatase activity. Gene Ontology annotation, cellular component: membrane; Golgi apparatus. The record is from RefSeq and is a predicted model, not a curated record.